Molecule: messenger RNA, 1646 nt
Organism: Siniperca chuatsi (mandarin fish)
Lineage: Eukaryota; Metazoa; Chordata; Actinopteri; Centrarchiformes; Sinipercidae
Gene: trmt61a
Product: tRNA methyltransferase 61A
Exons: 4
Coding region: 289-1200 (303 amino acids)
Biological process (GO): tRNA methylation
Cellular component (GO): nucleus; tRNA (m1A) methyltransferase complex
Source: RefSeq, a predicted model, not a curated record
CUGGAGGUGAAUAGCAGAUUUACAAAUCAUCUGAACAGCCUGUUUGGCUCGACUUUGCUGGCGAAGGGAGUUUACAAAUUCGUGAAGCGGCUCAGCAUCCGGUCGUGUCUACUCAACUUCCUCUGAAAACAACACCACGUGUGUGGAGGGGGAAUGAAUGGGUAGCUGUCACUGCGGUCCACACGCACAUCCAACGGCAUUAAGAGCAGAAUUUGUCGUUUUACGGACCAUAGUUUGUGUAUAAACUCUGCAGCCAAAGAACGCCGCUUCCGGAGAAGAGUGCUCACCAUGAGUUUUGUGGAGUACUCAGACUUCAUUCAGGACGGGGACGUUGCCAUCGUCUACCUGGGCCACGAGUCCAUGAUGCCAGUCAAGGUGCAGCAGGGCGCUCAAACGCAGACGCGCUACGGGGUCAUUCGCCACUCCACGGACCUGAUUGGCCAGCGUUACGGGUCGAAGGUCACCUGCAGCAAAGGCGGGUGGGUCCACGUGCUUCACCCCACGCCUGAGCUGUGGACGGUCACCCUGCCGCACCGCACACAGAUCCUCUACACCACCGACAUCGCCACCAUCACCAUGAUGCUGGAGCUGAAGCCCGGAUCCAUCGUCUGCGAGUCAGGGACAGGUAGCGGCUCCCUCUCCCACGCCAUCCUGCGCACCAUCGCCCCCACGGGUCACCUGCACACGGUGGAGUUCCACCAGCAGCGGGCGGAGAAGGCGGCGGAGGAGUUCAAGGAGCACCGCGUGGGUCAUCUGGUCACGGUCAGGAACCAGGACGUGUGCAAGGACGGGUUCGGCGUGACCGGGGUGGCAGAUGCCGUCUUCCUGGACAUCCCCAGCCCCUGGGAGGCAGUGAGACACGCCAAGACUGCUAUGAAGAAACAAGGAGGUCGAGUGUGUUCGUUCUCUCCGUGUAUCGAGCAGGUCCAGAGGACGUGCGAGGCUCUGGCGGAUCAGGGCUUUGAGGAGAUCAGCACCGUGGAGGUACUGCUGAGAGUCCACGACGUGCGAACCGUCUCCCUGCCGCUGCCCGACUUCGGCCCCGACCCCUCCGCCCUGACUCAGCCCGACGCUGCAGAGAAAACGCCCCCCACCUCAGCCCCAAACCAGGCCUGCAUCGCCAUGAAGACCACCACCCCACCCAGAGAAAUACCAGGUCACACAGGGUACCUCACCUUCGCUACCAAACCAAGAACCUAAAGCUCAGAGUGAUUUUCUUUCUUUAUUUCCACCACCAGUAAAUCGGAGCAGGUUUAUAAUCCGUACUCUUUGCCUCGCUCCAGUCUAUUUUUCAUGUACAUUAAUAAGACUGUGAUAAUCCAGCAGGGUACCAGGUUCCUCCAGGUCCCGGUUGGCGCUGCAGCACCAAGAGGAUUUACACUCUUGUGUUACAUAAUUUUGAGCUCCUGUCACUUGGCACCGGUUUGUUGCUUGCAUCAAGCAAGAGUGAAAAUCAAGUUGACAGUGAUUUCAUUUGAGAAGAAUAUACUUUUUAGCUUAUAACUGAUAAGAUGCUUCCCCUUUUAUAAAAAUCACUUUUAAUCAGUGUUUUCAUUUGUUGGGGGAAGGAAUUGUUUUAUAUUUUCUUUUUCUUUUUCUUUUUUGCACUUUUGUAUCCAAGUAAAUGCAAUAAAUGUGCGAAAAGA